AUAAUCCAGCUGCAUGGGAGGAAAUGAACGAGGCGGGGAAGCAGCCGCCUCCAGCACCGCUUGAGCGCCCGGCCAGUCUCCUCGUCCCCACCUGGACUAAAACAGGUAUUGCAUUGUUAUAUGAUGAAGAGUCUGAAAAUGCCUAUGACAUCCAACUGAAGCUUACAAAAGAGGUACUAACAAUUCAAAAGCAAGAUGUCAUCUGCAUUAGUGGAAGUGAUCACAGUACAAACCACAGAGCUGUUACACUUCAUAGACAACCAGUUGGUGGCUUGGGCUUAAGUAUAAAGGGUGGUGCUGAGCACAAAGUACCUGUCGUCAUAUCAAAAAUAUUUAAAGACCAAGCAGCUGACCAAACAGGAAUGUUAUUUAUAGGAGAUGCACUAAUACAGGUUAAUGGCAUAAAUGUAGAAAGUGCUUCCCAUGAAGAAGUGGUACACCUACUGCGAAAUGCUGGCGAUGAAGUUACCAUCACUGUACAGUACCUCAGGGAAGCUCCAUCAUUUCUAAAGCUCCCAUUAGGUUCCCCUGGACCAUCCAGUGAUCAUAGCAGUGGAGCUUCCUCACCCCUCUUUGACAGUGGUUUACAUUUGAAUGGAAACUCAACUAACACAGCCCCAUCAUCGCCCUCUUCACCCAUAGCUAAUGAACCAAAAUAUGAGAAGCGCUGGCUAGACACCCUAUCAGUUCCUCUGUCGAUGGCUCGAAUCUCAAGAUACAAAGCUGGAACAGAUAAAUUAAGAUCUAAUGCAUUUGAAGUGCUUGCACUCGAUGGCGUUAGUACUGGGAUACUUCAGUUUUAUACAGCGCAGGAGUGUGCUGACUGGCUGAGAGCAUUAUCAACUAACAUCUCUGAUUUGACACUUCAAAAUAUGAAAAUGGCAAAUAAAUGCUGCUCUCUAUCAGACCAGAUUAUUCAUAUGGGCUGGGUGAAUGAAAGACUCGAGGGAACUGGUUCAUCUCAACUCUACAAAUACAAGUUCCUGGCACUGAAGGGUUCAUCCUUCUACAUUUUCAGCACUCCACCGGUAAGCAUACUAGACUGGGUACGAGCUGAAAAAAUCUAUCACCUCUGUGAGGUUCUAUUUAAAGUUCACAAGCUCUGGCUUGCUGAUGAUUGCUGGCUACAAGCAAACUUGUAUUUAGGUAUUCAUCAGGACUUUGAGCUUGAAGACCAGAGGCCAUAUUGUUUCAGUGUCAUGGUUGGACAUGGCAAGAGUCAUUAUUUUAACGUAGAGCUUGGCAGUGAGUUGGCGGCAUGGGAAAAAUCAUUUCAAAGAGCAAUUUUCUUGGACGUUCAAAGAACAGGGUCUAAAACAUAUAUGUGCAGCUGGCAAGGAGUAACCCUGUGUUUCACAAUUGACUUUGCCUUGGGAUUCACCUGUUUUGACAGUAAAACAAAGAAUGUGGUCUGGAGGUUUAAAUUCUCUCAGCUCAAGGGGUCUUCAGACGAUGGAAAAACAAGAGUAAAGCUGCUUUUUCAAAAUCUAGACACCAAACAAAUUGAGAUGAAGGAACUUGAAUUUCAGGAUCUGACAGCGGUUUUACACUGUAUUCACUCCUUUAUAGCAGCAAAGGUGGCAUCACUUGAUCCAGUAUUUAUAGACAGCCAGAGCAUUGCAAGAAAAUACAUGUACAGUAACUGA
Mauremys mutica (yellowpond turtle) is the source of this 1646-nucleotide messenger RNA. It is a transcript of the gene SNTG2, whose product is annotated as syntrophin gamma 2. The coding region runs from base 24 to 1646 and encodes 540 amino acids. Gene Ontology annotation, cellular component: intracellular anatomical structure; dystrophin-associated glycoprotein complex. NCBI's taxonomy places the organism in Eukaryota, Metazoa, Chordata, Testudines, Geoemydidae. Gene Ontology annotation, molecular function: structural molecule activity; protein binding. The transcript is spliced from 17 exons. The record is from RefSeq and is a predicted model, not a curated record.